AUGGACUAGUAAACAACAAAUGUUAAUUGUAUUCCUGUUCCGUGGGUUGGUCUUUUACUUCCAAACCACGGACCGGAAGUCCUGUGUGUCGCUUAUUGCCGCUGCUUCGACGGAUCUGUGCGCAUCUGAUCGAGCUGGAAUAGGGAAUUGGGAACAUUUGGGCCCUCUCUCCCCCGCUGCACCGUAAGCCUCCGUGUUUCCGUCUCUGCAGCAGUCGCGCUGGCGUCGCGGGGACCGGGCGAAGCGUUCCUGUUAUGACAGCGACGGGAUGACAGCGGUCCAGUCGGAGACGUGUUUGUUUUGCGUGGCGAAAUGAGGCAGGGGGUGGAGAGUCGCCACAGAGACGCUGGGCUCCGGCCAAACAUCGCCGCAUUUUAGCACCACUUCUUCUUCUCCUCCUCCUUUUUCUUCUUCUUCUCCUCCCUUGCAUGCAAGGGCUUCUGCACUGAGUUGCGUCGCUGACCGACCGCUCGUUUUAUUUCUUUCUUUUUUCUUUUUUCUUUUAAAGACAUCUAUCUUUGCAAGGUGCAUGGUGGAAAAUGCAGCUUGUUUGAGGACACCCCCCCUCCACCACCACCACCACCACCUCUCUCUCCCUCUCCUCCACAUAUCCAUCGCUGCCAUGACAGGCAGAGGUCUCCUCCGGAGCUCGGCUCGGUCGCUCGUUGAGCAAGCAGAUUGACUCGGGACGGUGGGGCCUCGCAUCCGCGGAUGUCAUUCUGUCUGUGGAUCCUGUAAACACCGUCCGCGCAAAUACACGGCGAACGUCGUUCGGGAGCUGGGGGGGUGGGGAGAGGAAAAUUAAGAGGGGGCUGGGGGGGAGAGAGAAAGAGAAGGAAAACAUGUCGUCUCGAUCUGCAUUACAGUCUGGAAACGACAGGAGCACCGGAGAACAUCAUGUGCCGCUCGGUGCCAGCCGCGCAGACAAGGCCACGAGCCAGUCCAGCCGCUCUCUGGGCGCCCGGUGCAGGAACUCCAUCGCCUCCUGCUCAGACGAGCAGCCGCACAUCGGCAACUACCGUCUGCUCAAGACCAUCGGCAAGGGAAACUUUGCCAAAGUCAAGCUGGCGCGCCACGUCUUGACAGGCAGGGAGGUCGCAAUAAAAAUCAUUGACAAAACCCAGUUGAACCCAACCAGCCUGCAAAAGCUUUUUCGGGAGGUACGAAUAAUGAAAGGCUUAAAUCACCCUAACAUAGUGAAGCUGUUUGAGGUGAUAGAGACGGAGAAGACCCUUUACCUUGUUAUGGAGUAUGCCAGUGGAGGUGAAGUGUUUGACUACCUCGUGUCACAUGGGCGGAUGAAGGAGGUCGAAGCCAGAGCCAAAUUCCGACAGAUUGUCUCUGCCGUCCACUACUGCCACACCAAGAACAUCGUCCACAGAGAUUUGAAGGCGGAGAACCUUCUGCUGGACGCAGACGCCAACAUCAAGAUCGCUGAUUUCGGCUUCAGCAACGAGUUCACGCUGGGGAACAAGCUGGACACAUUCUGUGGCUCCCCGCCCUACGCCGCACCUGAGCUCUUCCAGGGAAAGAAGUACGACGGGCCUGAAGUGGACGUCUGGAGCCUGGGAGUCAUCCUUUACACGCUGGUCAGCGGAUCUCUGCCGUUCGACGGCCAGAAUCUAAAGGAGCUGAGAGAGCGCGUGCUGAGGGGAAAGUAUCGCGUGCCCUUUUACAUGUCAACCGACUGCGAGGGCAUCCUUCGCCGAUUUCUGGUGCUGAACCCCGCCAAGCGCUGCACGCUCGAGCAAGUCAUGAAGGACAAAUGGAUAAAUACAGGGUACGAGGGGGACGACCUGAAGCCCCACAUAGAGCCCGUGGAGGACUACAGCGACCCGACUCGCAUAGAGGUGAUGGUCGGGAUGGGCUUCACCCCUGAAGAAAUCAAAGACGCUCUCCUGAAUCAGAAGUACAACGAGGUCACCGCCACCUACCUGCUGCUGGGUCGGAAAGGCGACGAAAGCAGUGAUGCUCGCAGUGCUAGUACGCUGUCUCUGGCGAGGGUCCGACCCAGCCCCAUAACCAACGGGACAAACAAGCACUCAUCAGCCACUGGCUCCUCUUCCUCCUCCACCUCUUCCUCCCACAGCAAGUCGCAGCGCAGUGCCUCCACCUACCACCGACAACGGCGACACAGUGAUUUCUUCCUCCACAACAAAGGCGGGCCUUCCAUGCCCGUCAUGCACCCCAAGCGGAGCCCAACCAGCACUGGGGACCGGGAGCUGCGGGAGGGCCGGAUGCCUUCGCGUAAAGCCAGCUGCAGCGUCAUGGGGAGCCACAGCCUUCCUCCCUCCAGCCCGAUGGUCAGCAGUGCCAACAACCCCAAUAAGUCUGAAAUCCCAGACCGCCGCAAAGACAUGACUGCCACCACGAAUAACAUCCCGGGAAGCACCAUGACACGCCGGAAUACAUACGUGUGCACAGACCGCUCAGGUGCUGACAGACACUCUCUUCUGCAGAAUGGCAAAGAAAACAGCUCUCUGGGCCACCGCAUGCCCACAGCGUCCCCCUCCACGCUCAGCAUGGCCGGAGCCGGCGCAGCUUCCUCCUCUUCCUCAUCGGACAGAUGCCGCCUGACACGAGGAUCCACAAUCCGCAGCACCUUCCACGGGGGUCAGCUGAGGGACCGCGGCCCACCAGUCUACUCCGCCCCGCCCACAUCGCCCACCCUGUCCCACCACGAUGCCAGCCCGCUGCCCCAUGCACGCACCAGAGCGACCUCCAACCUCUUCACCAAGCUGACCUCCAAACUCACUCGCAGGGUCACAAAUGAAUCUGAGGGAAUCAGGAGAUUUGCGGUCACAAGUUGCCAUCUACCUGGGUAUCAAAAAGCGUCCGAGCCCCGGGCCGUCGGACGUGGCUGGAAUCUGAGAGGCGGUGGGCGGCGGGACCCUGCGGAGGUGGUACUGGCUCUGCGGGAGGCAGCGCUCGGAUGUGGCUGCCAGGUCCACCAUUCCGGCCCCUUUCUGCUCUCCUGCACCCACGGCGUGGCAGGGGGCCGCGUGGCUUUUGAGGCCGAGGUGUGCCAUCUAUCCACUGGCACCUCCGAGACUUCUAACGGGGUACGCUACACGCGACUCUGGGGGGCACCGCUAGCUUUUCGGGACAUCGCUACCCAAAUCUCGAAGGACCUUGAACUUUGAGCCAGAGGGAGUGUUUGCAUCGAGAGUGUGUUUUUGUGCGUUUAUGUGUGUGCGCCAAGUGAAUUGAAGCAGGGGCAUGGAGACCGGGGGGGGAG
Poecilia reticulata (guppy) is the source of this 3238-nucleotide messenger RNA. It is a transcript of the gene mark4a, whose product is annotated as MAP/microtubule affinity-regulating kinase 4a. The record is from RefSeq and is a predicted model, not a curated record. NCBI's taxonomy places the organism in Eukaryota, Metazoa, Chordata, Actinopteri, Cyprinodontiformes, Poeciliidae. Gene Ontology annotation, cellular component: cytoplasm. Gene Ontology annotation, biological process: microtubule cytoskeleton organization; protein phosphorylation; intracellular signal transduction. Gene Ontology annotation, molecular function: ATP binding; protein binding; tau-protein kinase activity.